AUGGAUAUCACUCGUUCGGCAAGAAAGAGGAGAAACAGCUCUUCAGCCCGGAGCCAAUCCCCAGUCUCGCAUCGAACUAGACAAAGCUUGGCAGAUGCCGAAAAGCCAUGCACGACGCCAAAGAAGUCAAGGAAAAGGGUUCGGUUCUCCGACCCUGGCCCCCGCCUGCUGCAAGAUCUCGAUAGUGGAUCUACCGGUUUAACCCCAGCAAUGCGUCGCACAUCAUUCAAUCCAAAGGCUGGAAACCGUACACCGAGCCGGACAGCCCGACGCAAGUCCGCUCCAACGCCUCGGUACCCUCGGUCCUAUGAUCCAGUAGAUCAUUUCGACCACACCUCCACCGAGCAGAGAGUCCAAUUCACACCCCUUCGGCAGAUUCUGGAUACCCGCACCCAGAGAAGAAUCAAGCGAAUUGGAUUGAGUGAUGAGAUCAAUCAUAUCGAGCGCGAGAAACGAGAUGCACGCAAUUAUGAGAAGACCAUGCAGGCACUGCGCCAAGAGCGAGAUGCCCUCAAACUCGAGCUGAGGGCCAUGAAGCGCGAUUCAAUGGGUCUCGAAGAGCCGACGUUGGAAUCCAGUUCUUACUGGACCACGCCCCAGUCGCUUCGGUCCGGAGAGAACGUGUCGAUGGCUUCGAACCAGAGCGCCGACGAGACGACUUUUAUACUCAACGAUGGUGACACGUUCGCGUUCAAUGACAGUGCUGUCAUUGUUUCUAGCUCGCCUGAUCCUCGCUCCACUCGCAACUUCAACUUGCCACUCUCUGAGAGCUUGUUGCUAUUUGAUGAGCCUCGGGCGCUAUCCGACAUUACCCAGAUGCAUGUUUCGGAAAAUACAGAAAAGUCUGAUACCCGUUCUCUGGCGCAGGAUCUAGCAGCUGCAAGAAGAGAGAAGAGAAGUCUGUUCGAUGCGUGCCGAUCACAUGUCUCCAAAAUGAAUGAGCCGGCACUUGACAACCUUUUCAAGGACUCCUGUCCGCCAUCUGAAUUCUUGGACAAUCUGUUGGACGUACUAUCCACUGCUCUUUCUCGGGCUUCGGAUGCAGCCGAGGCCCUUGAAGGGGUCAGUCAAGAGUGCUCCGCUCUAGGAUUUUCCGGAGAGGAUGCAACUGAGAUUCUAUCCGAUAUGCGAAGCCAUUUCCGCUCGGCACGCCUCGAACUUGAACGUGCUGUGCCGGGCGAGACUCCCAAUGUCGGCCUUGAAGACGGGAAGGGCACGUUGAGUGCGCUUGUCCGGCGGGUGGAGUCUCUGGCUCAAGACCUGGGUACAGAGCGACACUAUCAUCACGGCUCUCUUGAUCGUGAGAGAGCUCUCCGUGGACAAUUCGAUGCUCUGUUACACCGGUACGAGACGGCCGCUGCCAAAAUUGGCAACCUUGAAGAUUCUAUCGAAUCUUCUGCCGGCGAUAUGCUUCACACGCGCAUCAGAAUGCAGGACCUCGAACGCGAAGGCCAAGAACAGGCCGUUGGGAUUGACAGAUUAAAUACAGCCCUUGAUAAAUACCACGAUGAGGUGAAGAGCCUCGAGGACCUUAUCGAAAACCUUGAGAAGGAGAACUCGGCUACCAAGGAGGAUUACGCGAGACAAAUCUCCAGUCUCCGGAAGCAAGUAGCUCAUGAGCGCUCCGUGUGCUCUUCGGCUGACACGCGGAUUCAAGAAUUGGAGGAAAUGGUCGAAAACAACCGGACCCGAUCCUCCGAUUUGAUGGCUCAGGUGGUCUCCCUUGAAGAGGAGAAGCAGAGAGCCAUUGAAGCUCUUGAACACAAUUUCACAGAGUUGCAAAGCCAUGAGGCAAAUACGGGGAGCCUCAAUGUUCGAAUUUCCGACCUUACUACAUCUUUGGAAGACGCAAAGUCCGAGGUCCAUCGCCUCGGUCUCCUCAACACCGGUCUUGAACAGCAACUUCGUGUUGAGGUCGAAGCUCGAGAAGAGCUUCUAGACAAGUGGGCCGCGGACCAGGCGCGAUCCUUCGCCCAUAUGAAGGAAACCAUCAACUCGGAGCGCCGUCGGGCGAAAGUUCGCGCCGCCAAUUGGGAGUUGAAGUCCGAUGAUCUCAUGUCGGACAGUGCCACUACCAUGGGCUGCGGCAGCGAGCCUGUCACCCCGGUUAGCAUGACACGGUUCGUGGAUAUUGAAUUUGGCCGUGGGAAAGAGCGCCGUCGCAUAGACAGUGGUAUUGGGAUCCCUUCCGAGGAAGAACUGAUGAAGGCUGGUUCUGUCUCGGAUCUUCGUCGGGGUCUUGAUUCUGACAUCGAUCUUCCCACGUCUGACUUCAGUUGA
Penicillium olsonii is the source of this 2280-nucleotide messenger RNA. The record is from the annotation of a GenBank genome assembly. Lineage: Eukaryota; Fungi; Ascomycota; Eurotiomycetes; Eurotiales; Aspergillaceae.